UCUGUGGGCAGUGGGACAGGGAGAUAAUGUGACAGGCUGAGGUCAUGACGAAGGCGCCUGGGGGUGGGGAGGGGAAUAGUGUCACUCGGGCAGGACAUAAGUCAGGUCUUUAAAGCAGUGGCUGCAGGAAGGCAAGAACAGAUACAGCGAGUACUGCAUAAAGUUUGGGGAGAGAGGAGGAUCUGGAGCAGGGGAGUGGUCAGGAGGUUGCACAGAUCCAAGAUAAAGGCAUAGAGGAUGGCUAAUGACCAGGCAGUGAAAUGGGCAACAGAACGGAUUGAGCAGAAGCUGGCACUGGAGGAGCAGCAGCAGCACCAGGAGAAACACCGUUCCUGCCCCCCUGCAGAACCGCCAGAAGUGACGCGGCUAGGCAGCCCACUUCUGGAGGAUGAGAAGAAGCACGGACCUAUCAACAAAGGCAUUGAGGGGCUCAAGGGCCAAGAAAGAGUGCGGAGGAGCUCAGUGGACCUAAGGCGAGAGAUCAUCGAAGUCGGUGGCACCCAGUACCUCUUUGAGCUACGCAAAAAACCCAAAAAGAAGAAAGAGGAGAAGAAACCAGAGCCUGAGCUAGAGGAGAUUACAGGUCCUGUGGCGGAAGAGGACUUCUUGAGAGCCACUGUGCAGGGCAAGGUGCAUGUGGUAGACAAGUUCCUGGCAGAUGGGGGCUCCCCGGACACCUGUGAUGAGUUCCGCAGGACAGCUUUGCACCGCGCCUCACUUGAGGGAUACACAGAGAUUGUGGAGAAACUUUUGGCCCAUGGUGCCACUGUCGACUUCAGAGAUCGACUGGACUCCACAGCCAUGCACUGGGCCUGCCGAGGUGGACACUUGGAUGUGGUGAAACUGUUGCAAGAGAAAGGAGCCAAUCUCAACGUUAAGGACAAGCUUCUCAGCACCCCACUGCAUGUGGCCACCCGCACUGGCAUGCCUGAGAUUGUGGACCAUCUGAUAAACAAUGGGGUGGAUGUCAAUUCCCGUGAUCGGGAGAGAGACAGUGCCCUACAUGAUGCUGUGCGCCUCAGUCGCUACAAGAUAAUUAAGAUGUUGAUUCUGCAUGGGGCAGACAUGAUGGCCAAAAACCUGGCUGGGAAGACGCCUACAGACCUGGUGCAUUUAUGGCAGGCAGACACACGGGAAGUGCUGGAGAAGCAAGAGCCAAACGCAACAGAGUUGCCAGCAUGAGGCGCAGAUGGAUUGGACAAAAGAGGCAGAUGGAACUCCAAGCAAGGAUGGUUCUGGACUUGAGAGAGGUUGUGCCAUUAAAACUUAAUAAAGAGCCAAGCAAAGUAAAAA
Molecule: messenger RNA, 1293 nt
Organism: Rhineura floridana
Lineage: Eukaryota; Metazoa; Chordata; Lepidosauria; Squamata; Rhineuridae
Gene: ANKRD2
Product: ankyrin repeat domain 2
Exons: 9
Coding region: 238-1182 (314 amino acids)
Biological process (GO): regulation of transcription by RNA polymerase II
Cellular component (GO): nucleus
Molecular function (GO): RNA polymerase II-specific DNA-binding transcription factor binding
Source: RefSeq, a predicted model, not a curated record